Molecule: messenger RNA, 1038 nt
Organism: Didymosphaeria variabile
Lineage: Eukaryota; Fungi; Ascomycota; Dothideomycetes; Pleosporales; Didymosphaeriaceae
Exons: 2
Coding region: 1-1038 (345 amino acids)
Source: RefSeq, a predicted model, not a curated record
AUGAGUGCCGCCGAAGCUUUGCCCGCGAACACCGCGUCGACGGUCGAGAGCAAAGAGGCUGGAGAUGAUCAAUCUGGUCUUUUGGCCAAGGGCAAGCGCAAGCUGCUGGCGCUCGGAAAGAAGACGGACGGGGAGUUGCAAGACAAGCCUACAGCUACAACUACUACUGCACGCUCUCCCACAUCAGCACCCACGUUGCUGCCCUCGCCGCCCCUGACCACGUCGCCACCUCCAGACCACCGAUCUCCCCGUGGGAGCCCCCGCAUUUAUCCUGCAGGCAUCGGUGCUUCCCCCAAUCGCCGCCUCAAUCGCUCGUCUUCGCCCGGCUUGCACUCUCCAGCAUCCUCGCAGAUCUUUGAGCGCAAUGUGCAGGAACCCGAGCCUUCGCCUGCAAUCCCAGCACACAUCAAAACGGAGGACCACAUACCGGCAGCGUUGGAUGCUUCGUCGCUAGCCAUCACAGAUGACCAUCUGAACCCAGACGAGGUGGAGAUUGUCAUGCACGCGGCCCACCAGCCUGCUGCUGCGGCUGUAGCAGGAAGCAUCGCAGACUCGAUACAUUCGCCGUCGCUCGCCCACGAGGAAGCCUCCAUCUUCAGCCACCCUGACCCCUCCGAAUCUGCGCCCAACGCAAACUACGGCUCUGUGGACACGACUGAUCCUAGGCGUUUGUCUUUCAUCUCUUUUGCAGAUGUGGUACAGGCCGAGCACGCUGAGACAGAUCGGGAUGCCACGCAGUUCAUCAGUUUAUCUGCGACGGCCAAUCGCUCACCGUCUCCUGUGCGCUCGCCCGUGUCUUCGCAUGGAUUUAGCGCAUCCCCACCGAGAAGUGGUGCCACGUCGGAGAAGAUUCCAGGCAGCCCUACAGCGCCUGGCACGCACAGUCCUCCUCUGGGCAGCGGUGGAGAACUGCAGAUCGAAACCAUGCGCCAGGCUCUGCGAAGGACUGGCUCGGGCGAUCUCAGCGGAGCACGAUCGCAGCCACUGAGUGCUGUCAGUCUGGAGGAGACGGCUGCUGACCGCCCACCGUUCAGAUGA